UGUAUGUCUAUCUGUCUGUCUGUCUGUCUGUCCGUCCGUCCGUCCGUCCAUCUGUCUGUCUGAUAGCUAAUGCGAUAAUAGUAGGGAGCGCGAACGAUUAGUCUCUGCGGCUGUGGCCGCUCGAUCAGCGUCACCAGCAGUUGUAACAUACAUACAUACAUAGAAGCGACAGGCGAGAAAGCAUUCGAAUAGUAUCAGCAACAGACAGUCAGCGUGUCAGCAGAACGCUCAGUCGCACAGAAGGCUCCGUUGGGGUGGCCCCGCGGAACGGCCGCUGUGCCGUAUGUCAUUGCCGAUUUGUGCUGUUGGCAAGCAGCGAGUGGACAGCAGAACAACUUAGACAACAGUAAUGGCAGCCCCGGACGCAUGAGUUAAUACGGCUAGCGGCGGGCGAGUGGCGUGUGUGCGCUACAGAAGAAGCGAGAGUGCCAAGACAACCGAAGUUACACGUAAGGGGGCGGCAGGAAUAGUGGGUGGCAGUCUCCGACGAACUGUUCCUCUGCGACGAGAACAAGUUCCUGUUCCAGCAAGCGAUAAUUAGUUCUGUAGUUGUAACAUAAAACAUAGCGGGAAGUUCGAAAUAAAUUAGUGUUUGGUCAGUCAAUCGUCUACUGGAAACCAAUAGCUGCGGGGUCGACAACAGCAUCUGCUUUUUAGAUGGCUUUCGGUGCCUAUCAGCGAUGGUGAAUUUUAGCAGUGAACUGCAAUAGCAAGAUAGACGUAGCGGGGAAAUGAUGUUUGUGGCGGUGAACUCGGGAAUAGAUUGCAUCGUGAAUGAGUCGUGACGUGCAUCUACCAAGCGAGUACAGAUACUAUUAUACGGUAGUGGACGCUACAGUUACUGGAGGUGCCGGCUGUUGACGAUAGGGCGUUGUUCUGCAUCUGAUAGUAGGGUUUGGUGGAGGUAGCGGGAAGUUCUGGGAUUAGCCUUGGUUCAACCGUGGACACCACUUCAUCUUUCUGUGUCAGCUUGUUGCAUGUCGGUGCUAAAAUCGUUGGCUUGGUUUCAAUCUGUGUUUGUUAUUGGUGGCGGUACCAGCUGAUUCUUGACCACCAUGUGCAAAAACGGCGAUUUCACUAGUCAACGUGACGGUAUUGCGUGUCAACGCCGCAAGUAUGUGCAACGUUUAGCGUCUAUCCAGGCGGGUAUCACAUCAUAUUAGCGGAAGUUUCCUUCCACGGGGAACUCAGCCCACGAAGCCACCAAGUGUAAUGAGCAGACGCCUAAAAGUGUGAAUCGGCGUACGCAGAUAUUCAUUACGUUUAUACGAUUCUGCGUUAGCUGGUGAGUCUGUUGGAUUUGCCACAAGCGAAACUAAGAAAACGCAACUGAGUAAAUAUCCAUUAGCAGAAGAGAAAAUGCUGAUCCUUUUCCCUGGACACAUGCAGCGAGAUGCAAUUGAGGGAAGACCUUUCCCCAUGGCCUCGUCAGCUUGUGUUGUGACCACGGCUCUUCCACCUUCCGGAAUUUUAUCUAUUCAUUGUACUAAAUUUCACGGAACGCGCAACAUCACCGAGGUCAACAUGGACAACUUUUACGAUGACGGUCAUUAUAGUUCCAACAGCUCUGUUCGGGAAAGAGUUCGGUGAUAUGUGGGUAGAGUGUAGACUCUUGCUCACGUCAACAGCACACUGACCAGCACGCAUUAGCUAUACACGAAAACAAAAGAUUAACAAGGCGAACGUGUGAAGAGAAAUAUUAUCAAACCUCAUUUUUCCUAAAUUUACUCACAAAGAAAAAAGAAUCAAUCACCAACAGAUACCCAAAGACCACCUAGCGCAACGGUCGUGCAAUCGCUUGUCGACCCGGAACAACAUUACGUGUAUCGUCUACGUCGUUUGUGUUCAGUGUCCCGCAACAUCGUCCUCGUAAUCAGUGCAAUGGAGACAAAAGACUGCUAAACUUACAUAGGGAAAGCAAGACAAUACAUGCGGCUGACGAUCCUGAAGUGAUUUUAAGAUUUCAUCAAUGAAAGCCAUAUGUACACACACUCACCUCUCAGACCACCUCUUCGCGUUAUAAACACGAGGAAAUUGAUGUAAAUUAUUAAGAAACAAACUUUACCUGCAGAGGAAAUCAAGAAUCUACCAAGUGGCUAGUACUCGUAAUUGCAGCAUAGCGAAGUCUUGCAGGGAGGAAAAGAACGGAUGUACCGAUAAUAAUUUUUAUUAUUAUUAUUAUUAGAUUAACAAAAAUACCAUCGAAUAUCAGCUGUAACUGCAGGCCACAUCGAUAACAGCAACAUCCUAAUCCUCCUAAAUAAAAACGAUCGAUCGGCUUUUUAUUAAGUCGACUUCCGGUAGCAAUUCCAAUGAGUGUGCGUUAGCCUGUAAAUUGAUCUCAUGCAAUUCGGCCGCAGUGGCACUUCUUUUUUUCUCGUUACAAAAGCAAUGUAUGAUCAACGAGAAGCCACUGGAGGGUGCGAGGCCGCAUCGUCCAUAACGUCGUCAUCAUUGGCAACAAUCUCCUCUGCCACAACAACAGCGACCGGAAGUAGUUCAGUCGGAUCAGGGGUAAAUAGUUCGACUCCUACAACGAUUUCUAUACAGCAAACGGUGAAGACGACAGCAACAUCUGGAGCUCUCUCAGCGGGAAUCUUUUUAUCAUCGCCCACACCAUCGACGUCCGUGUUACACGCAUCAAAAUCGUCAGGGGCCUCAUCAGUAUCAGGAUCUCAGGCAGCGCUGGCCUGUGCUGGAUCGAGUGGUGCCAGUGGGAGUUAUCAUAACAGUGGUGGAAAUUGUGCAAAAGAGAGUGCAACAAUCUGCGGUCUUCAGGGCGGCUCGUUGGGCGUAGGUACGGCUAUCGUCGGAUGCUCUGGCAACGCAUUGACAGCCUCAACAGCAGCAGGUGGGGGAGGCGGCAGCAUCGGUGCAGGCGUAUUCGGCGAUCGUUUAGCCAGGCCCCCCGAGCCCGCCCCGAUCGCCCGAAGCGCAUCCGAGUCCGGAAUCAGAAAGAGAAGCCUCACGCUCAGUCUCAAUCUGUCCAACGUAGUACAACUAAAGAAGGAGCUGAAUGUGACCAGCCGUCGCGGCAGUCGCGUCUCUGGCGCGCGCAAAUCCCUCAUCCUCAGCCAGACAUCGCCCACGUUACCGAGAUGUCACUCACCGUUGCCCCUGGGCACUUCGCCGCUCGACUCACCGCGUAACAUGUCCCCGUGUUCGUUUUCGUUCACAGGCUGCGGGGGUCCGGGCGGCGGUCCAACAGGCACCCAGCUUCGCGGCUCCAGUCGCGCCAGUGACGUCCGACGCUGGUCGGUGGCCUCUCUUCCUUCUUCGGGCUAUGGCACAAAUACGCCAGGUAGCUCAAACGUGUCCUCGCAGUGCUCGUCACAGGAGCGACUGCAUCUGAUCGAACACGACUCACCGGGCGCACUUCGACCUCGGUCGCGCUCAUUAAGCCCUCUGCGAUCGCCUCACACGCACGAAUCCGAGGUAAUGAUGACAAAUAGCGUUUACAAGGAGCGCUAUCCCCGUGCCACGCUCCAGAUGGAGGAGCAGCUGGCGCAGCUGAUCUGCGAGAAUCUCGAGCUUCCCAGUCGUGCCGAGGCGAACAGCAAUCCAAACGGAGCGCUGGCCAAUGAUGCUGUGGCACGCUUCGCCCACCAUCAAAUUAUCGAGCUGGCGAAGGACUGUCUGGACAAAAGCCGCAGUAAGCUCAUCACCUCAGAGUACUUUUAUGAGAUGAGCGAGUCGCUAGAAAAGCUCGUGCAGGAUUGCCAGGAGAAAAGUCCGUCAGCGGCGGCCUAUCUACGCCCGCUCGUUCGGCGACUCCUGUUGGCCGUAUCGAGGCCAGCGCGUCUACUCGAAUGUCUUGAAUUUGAUCCACAUGAAUUCUACCAGCUGCUCGAGGCAGCUGAAGGUCAGGCUAAGGAUCUGCAGGGCAUUCGAAAGCACAUCCCGCAAUAUAUCAUCACCAAGCUCGGGUUAAACAAAGACCCGCUGAGUGAUCUCAGUGAACCGCUCAUUAUCGAGGAGGAACCACUACCUCCGUCGCCUCCAAAAGAGGUGAAAGCUCCACCUUGCGAAGACGACUUCGAAACAAUCAAACUCAUAUCCAACGGUGCUUACGGAGCAGUCUAUCUGGUACGGCAUCGAGCUACCCGGCAGCGCUUCGCUAUGAAACGAAUCAAUAAGCACAACCUUCUAUUGCGAAACCAGGUUGAGCAGGUGUUUGCCGAACGGGACAUCAUGUCGUUCACAGAUAAUCCGUUUGUCGUGUCAAUGUUCUGCUCAUUCGAAACCAAGAAACAUCUAUGUCUCGUUAUGGAGUACGUAGAGGGUGGCGACUGCGCUACACUUCUGAAAAACAUGGGCCCUCUGCCAUUGGACAUUGCUCAGUUUUAUUUUGCCGAAACAGUUCUCGCUGUCGAAUAUCUCCACUCGUACGGCAUCGUUCAUCGUGAUAUGAAACCGGACAACCUGCUUAUCACGCACCUCGGCCACAUCAAACUGACUGAUUUUGGCCUGUCGAAGGUAGGACUAAUGAACCUCGCCACGAAUCUGUACGAGGGCCAGUUGACGAUCUCACUAGACAAAGAGACGAAGCAGUUCAACGACAAGCAGGUGUUUGGAACGCCCGAGUACAUUGCACCCGAGGUGAUUCUUCGGCAAGGCUACGGAAAGCCCGUUGAUUGGUGGUCUAUGGGCAUUAUUCUGUAUGAGUUCGUCGUCGGCUGUGUUCCGUUCUUCGGCGACACGCCGGAGGAGUUGUUCUCACACGUCGUCAACGACGAACUAGAGUGGCCUACCGAUGAUGAUUGGCCAUUACCCGAUGAUGUAAAGGAUUUGUGCGGGGCGCUACUAAUGCAAAAUCCCGUCGAACGGCUUGGCACGGUAGGUGGAGCUGCCGAAGUGCGCGAACACCCCUUCUUCCGAGCCGUCGACUGGGACUCGCUGCUACGCCGUAAAGCCGAAUUCAUUCCACAGCUGGAGAACGAAGAGGAUACAUCGUACUUCGAUACGCGACUCGACCGGUACAAUCAUCACGAUUCGGAGGAUACCGACGGCGGCGACUCGGGCGGCGGCAGCGGCAGCGGCGAUCAGUGGGGAUCGCAUGCGUUCUCGUCGUUCUCGUGCUGUUCACCGAGGUACCGCAAGGUGUAUUCACGCAUUGAGAAGGAACUGGAACAGGAACACGCGUUGCUGAAACAACCAGUAUCCGGAUCUCUCGCACCUUCGGCAGUCGGAUCUGGAACGAUUAGUGGGUCCGCGCCGUCAUUCAAGACACCGGUACGGCCCAAAAGUGAGCUCAUUCAGACGUCGACACCGGAGUCUACGGAGUCUGAAGAUGUAUCGCCGCAGAUGCCCCGCCGCCGCCCGCCAAGACUUGCCGUCGAGGACGAGUUGGGAUCGCUGUCGCUUAUCGAAAGAUCAUCCGCAUCUCCACCAGCGAGCGCUGGACUCUGUGGGCUAUCGGCGUCGGGUGCGUCAGCCGUGUCAAGGAUCCGCUCGGCUUCGGCCUCAGCAUCGCUGGGUCCGAUGCCUCAGUCUCAAUCGCAGUUCAGUGGAACGAGCGGCAACAGUCACAACAAUAAUAGUGGGAGCGGUUCUGGAGGAAGUCUGUGUAUUUUAUCGAUUCCCCUCGCCCCGUCAUCGCCCGGUGGUAGUAGUGCUUCAUCGCGAGAUGCGUCACCUUCACGUCCACCGGCCCCAUGUGAUUUGUCGCCAAUCGGGGCGUCGCAGCUUAAACCCCCGAUCAUCAUCCGACGCUCGCCCCGGGGCUUCGGCUUCACCCUGCGGGCCAUUCGUGUGUAUUACGGCGAUAGUGAUGUCUACAAUGUUCAGCACCUCGUAUCGGCGGUCGAGAAUAACAGUCCAGCAUUCGAUGCAGGCUUACGCCCUGGCGAUCUGAUCACGCACAUUAAUGGGGAGCCGGUGCAGGGUCUUUUGCACCCGCAGGUUGUGCAACUUAUUCUCGCUGGUGGAAACCGCAUCACGAUUCGUACAACGCCUCUCGAGGCCACCUCUAUUAAAAGUGGGGGUCGACGAAGAAAUCCCAUGGCGAGCCGAUUGGCUCGAAGGCCACCUCGUCAUCAAAAGGGUCCAGGGGCCGGAAACGCGGCCUCCACACCGCCUUCAUCUAGAGCCGCUGGUCAACAUGGUAUUCCAGGGGUAUCACGUAGCAAUGAUGAACGCAAACGUCGCACCUCGCUCAUUCGGCGCAUCAACUCCCGCAGUCGCGACUUGACUCUGUCAAGGUCUUUUCAGAGCCUGCAGCAGCAACAGCCCCCGCCACCGUCAUCGUCGAUAUCACAGACAUCAUCGUCAUCAUCGGCACAAUUACAAAGUCAAAAUCAGCAGACACCUUCGGUAGUCACACAGUCCGCAACGGCGCUGCUGCAACACUCACAGGAGCCUUUGCAUACUGCACAUAGCCCACACACCCCCGGUCUUUCCCUAUCCCAAACGCAAACCCCGUCGGAUUCAUCACGCUCGACAACGGGCAACUCAUCACCGUCAUCGUCACCCGGAUCAAGCGCACCUAAUUCGCCCGCCGCUCAGACAGGAGCAGCUGCUACCUCGACUGGUGGGAAUAGCAACGGCGGAAGUAGCGGUAGCCCUGGCACGCCGCACUAUACUCAGCGACCAUCAACGCUCUGCGGGCUUAAACACAAACUGGCACAGACGUUCCGUUCGCCGCGGCGCAAGUCCGUUGGCCACAUUCCGUUGUCACCACUGGCACGAACCCCUUCGCCGCUACCCCCAGGCGGAGUCAGUCCUACCCGAUCACCAUCCCCGCUGGCCUACCCUCACGGGCAGGUCCCGCCACCUCACGGUCCCAACCCACAUGGACCCGCUGGAUCGCACGCUUCUCACGGAACGACAGGAGCCGGUCCUAGCCAUCCGGGGAUGCACGGCAGUCCCGCGGCUGCCGGUAGCGCUGCGGCAGGAGGAGUGGUGGCAGUAGGAGGAGCAGUAGCAAGUGUUAAUGUAGGUGGCGGUGUCAUGUCAACACCCCUCCUGCCAAGUUUAUCCGGUUCCGUCGCCGUUAAUCCCCGCCGGCAAGGACUUAUGAGACCCAAAAGUGCGGAGCCUUCGUCUCCCCUGCUGCGGCGCGCGCUUUCACCCGAUCGAGUGCACAAACCGCAUGCGCACACAUUGCACCACGGCCAUCAUGGCCUGUACGGUUCAAUGGGGGACGGCAAGGGUCUAGCCUCACCUCUGGUUCUAUCCUCGACGCCUGGCGCGGGUUCACCCCCGCUUAUUACGAAGUCGUCGGCAAAGACUCAAACGCAGAUCCCCAAGUCUGCAUCGAUCACAGAAUGCCUCGAGGUGCCGCAGCCCACGCGGUUGCGGAGUCAUUCACAGGGAACGACAGAGCAAUUGCAAGUGCCCCUGUUCACAGUGACGCCCUCGACACCCUCGGACAAUGCCCCCAAGGCCCCCCACACGCAGCCGCAAGCCUCGAUUGAAACAGCAGCUAAAGGCAACAACAACAAUAAGAAUAGUUUCAACAAUAGUAUUACUUCUAGUUCAGCUGUUGCAUGUUGCCCAAGUUCUGCCGGCAACAAAAAUACUUCCCCGACGACAGCGCUCAUAACAAACCCACCGGCUGCCCAAUCUUUCCAACAACAUCCAAUAGGACCAACACUAAGCGUUACCUUAGUCGGUCAACAAGAAGCCGUGGGGUCCCAAGCGACUAUCAUACAGAUGAACGCAGACCGUUUCGACUCGGAGGGCCAUAGGGGUUCUGAGGAAAAUAGGCAACAAUAACGUGAAGCGCUGUCAUCAGUGACAUUAACGAAUGUCAAUUAUAUAAGAAUUAAAAACAAAAGUCGUAGAUAACGUAUAACCGAACAGCACCUUGUGUCCAGUCAGUAGUACGACUACCUGCGUAGAUGAGUGAAAAGUUUUCCGCGUUUUCCCUCGCGAUUCUUCCAUCGUCUUUCGUCAACAACGAAGUCGACUGAACAAACGAAAUCAACCGAUCAUACUGUCUAGCAGAAACUGGACUAGGUAUGACGGACUCAGACGUGGAAUCACAGAAUUCGAUCACGCAGACAUCGUAUGAACAUAUCCCGUAUCCGUCACACAUGGAACUGUCGGUGCGCACUCUUUUAAAGGUGCAAACAUAGGUAUUUUGAUCUUCGGUUAAGUCUGGAUUGCCAUGGCUGAAAGAAUAAGAAUAAAAAUAACAACAACGAGCACAGAGAAAAUACCGACCGUUGAGCACAGUUGCGUGGAGCUUUCAUUGGGACCUCCGCAACCAGUCCACAGCACGCAUCACACAUUGUUCGAGACAUUAGGAAGCAGUCCGUCCUCGUUGAUCAUUGCACAUUAUAAUACAAUCGAAACUCAUGCGUAAUAGAACUACUGCGGGAUAAAGCGUGAUUCGAAGCGAUGCAUGACGUGAAGCGCCAGCGUGACGCAUCAAUAAUUAAUAAAGAGGAAAACAAUUAAGAAAGGAGCAGGAGGUAGAUUUCUAAAAAACAGACUUUCCCUCUAUGAAGCCCCGCUGGAAGAAAGUCAAAGUAAAGCUAGUUGUUCACAACAACAAAAGUGACGAGCAGCGAAAAUGCGACCCAACCACAAAAACUACCCGGAAAUCCAUAUCGGUUGGCGCACCGCGUCCAGCUGUGUUCUUUCUUUAAUCAGCAUCCUCUUCUAACUCCGCUCGUUUCUGACGUAUGACGACAGUAGAUCAACCGUUGCCGUAAGAUCGAUUUUAUUUCAGACGACAGCUGCAAUACGUAACCAAAUACGUCUCUAUAGAGUACAAUAUCUUAAGCCACUUGGUCCCGUACCUGUUCGUAUAGCACACACCGCAUAUGCAACUAAACGAUUUGAAAGUUGUUUUCCCAUUAGCGACAACGAGAAAAAAUGUCACAUCGGUCAAUGUGAUAGUCUAGCGAAUACGCCAAAAGCUGUGGCGAGCGAGAGACAGUCCACCCCGCCGCAAUUAGCUCAGGUUUUUGUUGAAGAUCUGCGCAUCUUUCUAUCGUCGGAGGAGUUAUUACAGUCACGCAAUAGAUGACGAUAAUGAAAAUAGCAUUUAUUCCAUUACGCAGAACAACAGCUUAUAGCAGUGAUGUGUGAAUACAUACCCACAGAAGGCUCCUUUUACCGUAAGAAGACGUAAGCGCCUUGACAAAGUCGCUGGUCAGCGCAAACGUCGACGACAAUUUAAAGAGAACAGAAACAACGACGACACAUGCGGCAAAUGUCCAUAUGAAGAAUUCGGGAGGUGAAAUCGGUUCAGAUAGAUCGUCGAUCGCAACGAGAUGAUAAAUGCUGAUCAGCGAAAUGUGCCGAUAACGUAAUAAAGUUCCGUGAACGAACAAACAAUUUCUAGAUGUUGUCGCAUGUCUCCGCCGCGGACCCAACGAAACAACGUUUCCGAAAACUGCACAACGACGCGACAGGUUUCCCAUAAACUGUUUAAUAGGCGCAGGACGCGAGGCAGGGUCAACUCCGUUGCAUAUGAAAAACCGCUUGUAAAGAAGCGCCAGCUGCAAAAACUGUUGUCAGAAUUGUUGCGUCUGUGAAAUUACAACAUGAAGCUAAUAAUGCGGGGGAAUAACGAUGAAACCCAUAGCCAAUGCCGCAAUCACGCACUUAUUAAACGACAAGAUGAUCCAGUAACGAUUGAAUAUCAAAUAAAAUAAGAUGACAGAUAAUAGCCGGUACAAUGAUGAAAAUACUACAUACGCAGCCACUAUAUCCGACGUAGGAUAGGGACGGCGGUGACCGUAAUGAUAAUGAGAUUAAGAUACUGCAAUCAACUGAGUAGAGAACACAGCGCAGCGCUUAAGUGCUUAUAAUAUUAUUAAUAGUAGUAGGUUAUCCAUUGGUUCGUUGACGAUGACACUUGAGCCUGCUGUGCAAUGUCCUUUGUCCUAUUGCACUUAUACGCGAGGACGUUUUGCUAUAAAUAAUCUAUUAUAACAUCACCUUCAUAAUGACGCACUACCACAUCGUGUUUUAUUAUAUCGUAGAAUACCCUUAUAUUCCCCCCUAUUUAUACUUCUUCACGAUUGAUUGAAUGAGUCCAACCUUCCAUGAGACCAAUCGCUCUACUGCUUCGCGCAUUACUGCUUAGGGCCAGACUGAUUUGUCUGCCACACAGAAGGCUUAGCAGUUGUUGCAAAAGUCACCAGCCGAAUCGCAGCAGCUUCCUUUUUCGGCCAGUGUUAUACCUACCCUGCAAAAGGAAAGCGAAGACGGUGAGUGGCGAUGAUGAGAUACCCAUUACGAUACGAGUCAUCUACACUUUUUGCUACAUGUUUUGCUUGAUUGGAAUUACCUUCUACUGCUAACAUUAGAUCGUGAUCUCUUCCAUAAUACGCUACGUUCACCGUGGGGGGGUGUUUAAAAGCGUCCGGGGCAAGGUCGUGUUAUGUAUAGUAGAAAGAUUUUCGCGUAGCUUAUGCUGUCAAUCGAUCCCUUGUAUCACUCAUUAGCUGUAUGCAUUUGAUUAUGCAUUCUGUUUCACAUAGCGAUCGUAUUUAGUCUUAUGAUGAGUUUUGUUGCCGAGCGAAUGCUUUCUCAUUAGAGAGAAAAACCUCAUGAACAGUGAUAGGAAAGUUUCAAUCAAACAGUAGAAAUUCAAUUACUUAAUAGAAUCCAGAUUCGUUUUGUGGACCAUUAGAUGAUACACUUCGUAUUGUUGGUUGCUACGUCCAGGGGCUAAUCUUUGAGUGGUUAUUCCGCAGAUUGUGCUUCACAGUAGAACAAGUUUAUGGAGCUCGAGCUAUUCGACAGAGCAACUAGCUGCAAACUAAAGUGAAAUUAGUACGGGUAAUGCUUACGGCUUGUGUGACUCAGCAUUUGCUCAAAUCAUUAACUUUGCCGCUCGGACUAUCGUCGUGGCACUGCGCCUAACCUGCGUUUUCUUUUCCCCGAUAUGUGUGCGCGUAUGGGCGCGAAUACAUUUUCUCUUAUCCCCUUUCUCUGCCUCCCAAUGUAUAUAUAUAUAUAUAUAUAUAUACACACUUAGCUUCUCCCUUCUAUGGCACGUGUUGCUGAGAUGAUGAUCUUUUUGUGCAGAUAUAUCGCCACUUCAGAACAUUCCCGCUUUUUGGCAGCAAAAAGAAACAGGCAAGAGUUUAUUGCUCUUUAUUGAAGCCAUGUUUAUAUUUCAGCUUUGACCGAACUAUCGCCGCCAGAAUACUUAAAGCUCUGCUACUGUAGAUUACUAUAACGCUACACUCCAUACUCUCGAAUAUUUUUUGCUGUAUAUAAGUCGUAGUGAUCAUUAUAAAUAAUAGCAGCGGUGUUGGUACACUUCCAACGAAUAUUAGCACCUGUCGCCUCAAACAGACAAUAAUUGUUUUUUUCCCAAUAAACCAUGUAAAUAUUAAAUAAACACUACACUUGCAAAUAAACCGAUGCUAAAAAUACACUAAAAGAACGAAGAUUUAAUACACAGACUGGGCAACUUACGUAGAAAGUAAAAAGGUCGUCAUAAUAAAACUGCGAUACGCGGUUAAAAACAGUUACGUUAAAAACGCGACAGUAACUUAUCUGAAUUUUCUUGAGUUUCUUUUACUUUGAUCCUAAUUUCUAAGAGAAUAAAAUUUCCUAAGAGAAUAAAUUUUCUCUACGCGACGUUAAUAAUACUAUAAACUAUUGGAAAAACAAGUGAAGGGUCAUACCAGAUAUUACCAAAUUCAGCCAAAACUCUAUUUCCUAGGUUAUUGAAAGAUAAUAUAACCUUUUCGAAUUUAUUGACCAAUUGGCCGUUUUAUUUCUGCAUACUUCGAUAGAAGGGAAGCACACAUACACAUAUUCACAUACACCUACGAGGUUAACAUACACAAACAAAAUUAUUGCUCCAAUUGAAUUUUUUUGAAGUGCUGCUACAGCCGGCGAUAAACAGUAACCACAACAAUAACAAUAUUAAUAACGAAAAAUACGAUAAAUGUUUGACAUUUCAGUAGCAUACUGAGCGGUGUAAUUUCAAUAGCAGUAAUAAAUAGUGAUAAUUCUGCUGGUAAUAAAAACAGCAAAAAUAUGAAUAACAAAUAUAAAUUAAUCGCAGUGAGGCGUGAUCAUGGAAAAUGAAGAAUCAUAAUGAUAACAUGAACAUGUAAAUUUCAAAUAACAUCGAGAGGGAGCAGUAAAAUUGUGGUCAGUAUAGUGAAGAUAACUAUGCAUCACUAAACACAAUAAUAGUAUGAAGUGAUGAUAAGAGCGGAAAGGAAUUUGGUUGAUAUAAAUGCAUUAUAUAUCAAUAGACCUGUAAGGGAAGGCAAACGUAAACAAUAAGCCCAUGGCAAUCCUGAAAUGAGCCUGACUGGCGAACUCAAUAUGAUAUGACAAAAUAUAUUAACGGGAUGCAGAACAAAAAGGCGUUGAGAUGGAAUUACGAGUCAAUAAGUGAGCAGGUAUUGGUGAUGGGAUUAACUCGAUAGAUGCGUAUAUAGGUAACUGUUAAUAAUGGGAUACAAGAUUCUGAAAAAGAACUAAAGGAGAUAUAUAUAUAUAUAUAUAUAUAUAUAUAUAUAUAUAUAUAUAUAAUGGUGGAGUGGGGAAGGUGUUUUCGUCGAUAAAAUAAAUUAGAAAAAAAUAUUUAACUCAAUUGUUCAAGUGAGGUUAACUUAAAACAACUGAUGUAUUCGCAACUAGUCAAGCCUAUUAUUACGCGUUCGAUUGUGCCCAUGCUAUUUAAACGAAAAAUCAACAUGUAGUUAUUUUUUAUAAAAAAAAAAAUAAAUUUUCCGCGAGCACUCUGCGCAUGAGUACUGUUUCGACUCCGUACAGCGAACCCUAUGAUGUUUUAUAUAAAGAUGAACCCAUUAUACAGACAUUCUUCCCUACAAUCGCCAUAUAUCUUAAUAGUGCUACUCUAACGUUGCUUGAUACCAGUGAAUAAUAAGACAGCAUUCUAGGCCCCUCCUAGAGGAACCAUUGUACACUUACCGACGACCUGUAUAUAUCAUGGAACAGUCAUCAUGCUAACAAGAUUAUAAUAGAACAAUGCGGAACGUCUAUGUGAUAGAUUCAAGCAAGCGAUCUUUGAAGCGAUAGAGUGAUUAUGAAGAAAAACGAUAAUAGGUAUACACAAAACAACAAGACAAUAAAUAAGUGAAGAGAACGAUUUCUCUCUUAUGAUACUGGUGAAGAAGAUAUCGAAAAAAAGUAAAUAAGCAAAAGUAUAACCGGAACCUAACCCGAACCAGGAAGAUUGGCAGGAAGGCAGGCUGGAGAUUCUAUGGGAAUGGAUUGAUUUUUAGCCUUUGAAGGAAAAACAAAACCAUGAAGCUUUCUAUGUUGACCUGCAGACAAUACGAGGGCUUUUGUUCAGAAAAUAAAGGCAUAAUAGCGAGGAUUCUAAGACAAACGAUCAUAUAUUAUUGGUUGAACCUCUUACAGCUCCCAGGUACACUCUCAGAGGUGUGCGCGUUACGCUUACGCCUCCAGAUAAUACCGAAACAGUUCGCCGUCGUAAUUUUUUCUAAUGGAGCGAGAAUAAUUAGUUUUACUAGGAGCAAUGUUUAUGUGAAUAUCAAAUAAGAUAACCUUUGAAUAGAGGUCAAGGCCAUAGAGGGAAUCAACAUAACGAAAUAUAAUGAUAGAGAAACUAUGUUAUAAAAGGAGAAUCGUAUGAAAAGACAGACCUUGAGAAAGCGAACAGCCGAUGACCCCUUUAUGAUCCAGAAAUACGUUGAAAGUGAUGAUAAACUCAAAGAUCGAAAUGAAUUGCGAGCGAAAUUGCUACGUUGUCGACAGGGAACUUUAGCUGGGUGACAGGCAAAAGUAAGGGAAUCACCGAUGGACGAAUAUAGGACGGGCAUUACCGUUGAUUAAUUAAAUAAUAAAAUGUACUGUCUGUUUCGAACAGUCGAAUGGGAAGUUUUGUCGGAGCUCCUACAACUCUAACUAUAAACUAGUAGACAUUCAACUCUAAAGGGUCCCAGAAAAUACAGCAACGAUGAUAUUCCUGAUGAUAAAGCAAGAGGGUAACUUUGUCGAUAACAUGCGAUAUGACGCUACUGGUGAUAACAAUAACCGCAGUAAUAACGAAAACAACAAUAAUGAUGAUAAUAAAAAAAUGAUAAAUGGCGUUUAAAUGUGUUCACAUCCUAA
Molecule: messenger RNA, 14031 nt
Organism: Varroa destructor (honeybee mite)
Lineage: Eukaryota; Metazoa; Arthropoda; Arachnida; Mesostigmata; Varroidae
Gene: dop
Product: microtubule-associated serine/threonine (MAST) protein kinase dop
Biological process (GO): intracellular signal transduction; peptidyl-serine phosphorylation
Molecular function (GO): magnesium ion binding; protein binding; ATP binding
Source: RefSeq, a predicted model, not a curated record